Metarhizium acridum CQMa 102 is the source of this 1020-nucleotide messenger RNA. The record is from RefSeq and is a predicted model, not a curated record. NCBI's taxonomy places the organism in Eukaryota, Fungi, Ascomycota, Sordariomycetes, Hypocreales, Clavicipitaceae.
AUGUCCAACUCCUUCUCACCAAGAGACUUUAUACUCGGCAUUGUUGUCGGCUUCCUCAUCGCGGUUGCUCUUAUAUCCAUCGGCACAUUCACGUUACUCCGCACAAGCGACAUCUACUCACUCGGGCACUGGAAACUGAACCUCAGGACCCCCUUUCGGAAAACGGAUGACGGAAAGCCGAUAGAGCAUUUUGACGAAGCGACGCACACCCUGUUGGAGCGGAUCCUAGAAGUGGCGGGACUCUGUGCAAAAGACGACUCUCCGAUCAAGAGUGAUUCCGUUGCGGUGCUCGACCUGGGCUUUGGGUGCGGCGACCAGACCAUCGCAAUGGCUAAACUGAUCCGCGCUGAGAAGAGGUCGCACUUCCGGUACGUGGGACUCACGCUGGAUGAGGCGCAGCUUCGGACUGCGCGGAGGACAGUCGACAGAGCCCUUGCAUUGGGCCAUGACGGAGAGGCAGCCGGAUUGUCCCAAGGCUCGUUCAGAUUGUUCCGCGCAAAUGCAGCCAAGCCCGAAACAUGGAGUAGGACUAUACGCUCGUCGGUGGAUGCUUUGGCAGAUGAGACCUUCUCUGAGCGCUGGCUCAUGGCGCUGGAUUGUCUGUAUCACUUCUCACCUUCUAGGAAGCCCAUCUUUAGCCUUGCGGGCAAGGCUUUAAACGCACAUGUUAUGGCUUUCGACUUGAUUCUAGAUGAAGAGGCAUCGAGCUGGAACACCAUGUUGGUGAGGCUUGUCGGGUUAGUCAUGGGAUGCCCCCUGUACACGUUUCUUACAGGGGCGCAGUACCGGGAGCAACUGAUUGAGUGUGGUUACGACGGAGAACACAUUGAGAUUCGGGAUAUUUCGGAUCAUGUGUUUGCCGGCGUGUCCGGGUAUCUGAAAAGACAGGAAGCUGCCCUAGGCCAGUAUGGUAUAUCCCUGGGAGGCUACAAGUUGGCUGGGAGGCUGUUCGAGUGGUUUGAUAGAACUAGAGUGGUGAAGGCAGCCAUUGUGGUUGGGCGGACAAAGGGGACCAGCUGA